CAUUGAGCGAGAUAAUCAGGUGACUUUAGGUCAAAGGUGACAUUCGACCCGCUCCCCUCCCACCCCUGACGAGCGAACAUUUCAGAUUGGUGGAUUUCUUGGCGAGGUUUUGACCGCGAUUUGAUCGCCAGAUAACGCUGUUUAGACGUCGUCUGGUACAAAAACAGACCAUGUCUCUGAGUGACCUGGCCACCAAAGGUCUGUGUGGCCUGUGUAAGGAGGUCUCCCUGUCCGUACUGCCCAGGCUCUACAUGGAGGAGAUCAUGUUGGAGCUCGGCCGCCGUAACAUCGACGUACGCGGCGAGGGCGUCAGCAAGGACGACCUUGUAACCAUCCUAUACGAGCUCAUGACCUUGGAGUACCGCGAGAUCGAUAAGAUGCAGACCGUCGAAGAAACGGUCACGGCGGAAGACGACCAACUCAACACUCUUCCUCAACAGGAAAGUGAAGCAAUCCAGCUUGAAACUGUUGCUACUGAGCCUCUUGCUGGCCACGAAAUCCAAGCCGAAAGCACCGCGACCACGCUAAACGCGAUCUCUGAUCCCCAAGCGGGAGACGACAUUCACGAAAUCCACACCACGUUGGUCGACACCAACGGAAGCUGCUCUUUCAGGUACAUCACGACAAGCAUGGAAGACGGCAACGGCGAGAGCGUGACGGUGAGCGAAAGCAACAUUUCCGAACUGGAAGAAAUCAUGGAUACAAGCACCGACUUGGACCCGGCAGGAACCACAGACCCUAGGGCAGUACAACUCUCCACAGCUCCGCCCACCAAGACUUCAGCUGACCAGGCAGUGGCUUGUACCUCCACAGAGAGCACACUGUCAGGGAAUGAAGUCAGGUAUGUAGCGGUUAGGCCAUCCACCAUCUUGAAUAUGGCGUCUCAAGAGCAAGUACCAACGACGGCGGUACCCGUAGUGACCGUUGUGGUGCCGAGGAUCGGACAGAGCUCAGUGGAGAAGGAGGGAGUUUUGAAGAUGGAAGGAGGAAUGGGAGAUGAUGAUGAUGAUGAUGAUGGUAGCAACGAGGAUUUCUCACAAGAAGACAAGGAAGCAGCACAGGACUUGGUUUAUCUGUCUGUACCAGCCAAUGAGGACUCCUCAUCACAACCAGUUGUGAAGGAAGAAAACUUGGCCGCAGCAUCACCAUUGGACGAGACGACGCCCAAGAAGAUUCCCGUACGCGACCGGAAGACGAAGCGCUACACGUGUCCGCACUGCGAGGCGGUGUACUACAUGAAACACCACAUGGAUGUGCACAUCCGUAGGAAACACACGGGGGAGAAACCCUACAUGUGUGAUCGGUGUGGCAUGAGGUUCUUUGAGAAACCAAAGAUGGAGGACCAUAUCCGUACCCACACCGGAGAGAAGCCGUUCAAGUGUAAAGUCUGCGGACGUGCUUUCAAAGACUACUCCAACCUGAACACACACAGACGUCUGCACACGGGAGUGCGACCGUACAAGUGCAAAUACUGCAGCUACGCCGCCAACGUGUCCGGUGACCUGGUCAAACAUGAGAGAACGCACACUGGCGAGCGACCGUACGCGUGCGAGACUUGCGGCCGUGCCUUCGCCGACAAGUCGGCCUGGAGAAGGCAUAACAAGAUCCACACGGGUGAAAAGCCGUUCCGAUGUUUUUGCGGAUAUUCCACGAGUAGGAAGUGCAAUUUCAUGACUCACGCAAAGAAACAUCCCGGAGUCACUAUACUAGAAGGGCAACAUAAAGGAAAAGAGGUGGUUUUUGAGCCUGUCGAAUCCAUGCUUUAGCAUCUGGUUCCAUGUACUUACAAAUGUAAAAUUGGCGAUGAAACAUUCUGAUAGGUGAAAUUUGGAAUAAAAAGUGUGUACUGAAAUAUCUUGUUCCAUGAACCAUGUGCAUGUAAGUAUGAAAUUUGGAAUGGAAAAUAUCUACAUGCUUAUGCAAAUCUGUGAACUUUGGAAUGGAAGAAUGUGCCUCCACUGUGAUAUUUGGUUCCAUGUACAUACAACAUGUGAAAUUUCCAUGCUUCUGUUUCAUGAACCAUGUACAAACUAAAACAUGAAAUUUUUAAUUUCAAAUUUUCAUAUAUCCAUAUCUUGUUCCACAUACACACGUACUAUGGUUGUACAUAUUUGUGGAAUGGAAUUAGGAAUGGAAAAAAUUCCAUGUGUACAGCCAUGCAGAUGUGUGAAAUUUGCAGUGGAAAAUUUCUUCUGUACCUGUACACACAUGCACAUCAUGUGAAAUUUUGAAAAAAUGUAUGAAAUUCGGUAUGAAAAAUUUCCAUACAUCCAUACAUAAUACUUGGUUCCAUGUAUACAAAUAUGUGAAUUUUGGAAUGAAAAGUUACCAUAUGUACAUUCAAAUGCUCAACAUUUGGGAGGAGGAUUUUCCAUUGUUUUUACACGUGUGAAAUUUGGCAUAGUGUAUCUUUGAACACAUGCUUUAGUGUCUUAAUUUUAGGAGUGUUGAGU
Messenger RNA from Branchiostoma floridae (Florida lancelet), 2453 nucleotides. RefSeq names its product zinc finger and BTB domain-containing protein 49-like. Gene Ontology annotation, cellular component: nucleus. NCBI's taxonomy places the organism in Eukaryota, Metazoa, Chordata, Leptocardii, Amphioxiformes, Branchiostomatidae. The transcript is spliced from 6 exons. The coding region runs from base 171 to 1766 and encodes 531 amino acids. The record is from RefSeq and is a predicted model, not a curated record.